GCAUGUGCUAGUUGAACACUACUAGAAACUCCACCAUGACCCCCGCGUUGACCUCGUACGCCUCCCCUCUUUCGCCCGGAUGCCCUCCCAUUGGCCCCUAUGCAUCUACAGGAUGAUUGACAGCCGCUGAUCCCAGGAUGCCUGUGGUGCCAGUGGGCGGGACUUCCUCCUCCCACAUCGUCCCUGUGUCUCUCACUUGCUCAUGGCUUUUGCUGCUCUUCCACGCCGCAUUCGCACAGAAACCGGCCAAGCUUCCUCUGAUUGGUCGAAAACCCUUCAUCGCCGCUUGGAACGCACCUCUGGACAUGUGCACCAUCAAAUACAACAUCAGCGCCAACUUCGAGAAACUUUUUCACAUUCACGGUAGCCCACGUGCCGACUGGACAGGCCAAAAUGUUACGAUAUUUUAUGCCAAUAGACUGGGAUACUACCCAUACUAUACACCACAAGGGGAUCCAGUACAUGGUGGACUUCCUCAAAACUGCAGUCUUGAACUACAUUUGUUUAAAGCAUUUCAAGACAUCAACCAUUUUAUCCCAGCAGAAGAUUUCCGAGGUCUUGCUGUAAUAGACUGGGAAUUUUGGCGACCGCAAUGGAGUCGGAACUGGCACAAGAAAGAAUACCGCAAAAAGUCUAAAGAAUUGACUAGCAAGGCGUAUUUUAACGUAACAGCGGCUCAAAUUGAGGAGUUAGCGAGACGACGAUUUGAAAAAAGCGCAAAAGCUUUCAUGCAACGGACUAUUCAGUUGGGCACUCGCCUACGCCCCAAUGGACUAUGGGGAUUCUACCUCUACCCUGACUGUCAUAAUUACAACCUCCAUGAGCAAAACUACACAGGCUUCUGCCCUCUGCUGGAGAGGAUGAGGAAUGAUGAGUUGCUAUGGCUUUGGAACAGUAGUACGGCCCUGUUUCCGUCAGUGGCCAUAAGGAAAAGCCACACCAAUAGUAUUAGUAACUUGCACUUUUCACAGCACAGGAUCCGGGAGGCAACCAGGGUGGCAUCGCUGACCUCAAAGGAGUACGACCUGCCCACCUAUGUGUAUCUAAGGAUGGGCUACAGGGAUGAGGCACUAGCUUUCCUCACUAAUAAAGACCUGAUCCACACCAUUGGGGAGAGUGCAGCUCUGGGGGCAGCUGGCUUCGUCAUCUGGGGAGACUUGAACCUGACCUCGUCCAGGCACAACUGCACCAAAGUCAAGCACUUCCUGAGCCAUCGCCUGGGCCAGUACAUCACCAAUGUCACCAGGGCGGCAGAGCUGUGCAGCGACUCCCUGUGCCAGAGCAAUGGCCGCUGUGUCCGAAAGAACCCCCGUGCCCGCCACUACCUGCACCUCAGCCCCCACACCCACCGCAUCGCCCCGUCCGGUGAAGGGGACUUCACCGUCACGGGUUGGCCCUCCACACAGGACCUCCAGCUGCUCCGGGACAGGUUCAAGUGCCACUGUUAUGAGGGCCACGAGGGGGAGAGCUGUGAUAGCAUCAACAUAGUGAAGGAGGAGGACGAUACGGGGCGGAGGGAGGAAGAGGAGGAGGAGCAGGAGAGGAAGAGGACGGAGUGGGAGGACGAGCAAGGCGAGCGCUAUGAGGGGAGAGAGAGUGCAGCGAGGGUCAAUAUGAGCGGCACAAGGCUAAUGGCGGUGAUGCUCGUGUUGUAUGUUUUUGUGUUGAGGGCACAUUUAUGAUUUAUAUACAUUUUUUCACACCAGAUUAAAGUGUAUUUGAAUGCGUUAUUGACGUACAGGGGCAACACUGCUUUCUGUAGAGUUAUAUGCUGUUAUGGUAUUAAGAUACACAAAUGAGAUUGAAUCAGCUGUAUCACUUUGUUGCUUAAAAAAAAACCAAAUCUAGACCAGUGGUUCUAAAUCUUUUCAUACCAUGUACCAUUUCAGAAAAUAGUUGCCCUUGUAAAUACCACCAGAUCCAAACCAGGUCCAAAACAGAACUAGUCAAGGUCUACAAUUGAUACUAUUGGGGGUGAAGCUAACUUAAGGCACUCUGAUUCUCAAUUUAGACUUUAAUCUGAGCUUUGUUUUUCUACAAUCUGACCAGAAAGAUCUGACUUAGCUAGCUGACACCUAAACAGGACCAUGUAAGGCCAAAGAUGUAAAUUUUGUCAUCUUAUGUACUUUAACUUCUUUUUAAAUACAAUACAGUUCUUUUUUUUUUUUUU
Messenger RNA from Boleophthalmus pectinirostris (great blue-spotted mudskipper), 2170 nucleotides. It is a transcript of the gene hyal4, whose product is annotated as hyaluronidase-4. The record is from RefSeq and is a predicted model, not a curated record. Gene Ontology annotation, molecular function: hyalurononglucosaminidase activity. Lineage: Eukaryota; Metazoa; Chordata; Actinopteri; Gobiiformes; Gobiidae. Gene Ontology annotation, biological process: hyaluronan catabolic process; carbohydrate metabolic process.